This is a messenger RNA of Notolabrus celidotus (New Zealand spotty), 5093 nucleotides long. It is a transcript of the gene zswim6, whose product is annotated as zinc finger, SWIM-type containing 6. The record is from RefSeq and is a predicted model, not a curated record. Gene Ontology annotation, cellular component: Cul2-RING ubiquitin ligase complex. The coding region runs from base 44 to 3478 and encodes 1144 amino acids. Lineage: Eukaryota; Metazoa; Chordata; Actinopteri; Labriformes; Labridae. The transcript has 14 exons. Gene Ontology annotation, molecular function: zinc ion binding.
CCGUCCAACCAUCAGCGCGUGCGUCCCUCUCCUCCUCCUUCAUAUGGUCCCUGACUUCCUCCGUCAACGCGGAGCGAACAUGGCGGAGCGCGUCCAGCAGCCCCCGGCCAAGCGGCUCUGCUGUAGACCGGGAUACGGAUCCACAUGUAGGCAAGGCCAGCGGGCCGCGGGGACCCCGUGCGGAUCCUCGGCGUCCACUGAGUCCAGCAAAACCCAGAACCCGGAGUCUCUGCUGGACAUCGCGGCGCGCAGAGUCGCGGAGAAGUGGCCGUUUCAGAGGGUGGAGGAGCGUUUCGAGAGGAUCCCGGAGCCCGUCCAGAGGCGGAUCGUGUACUGGUCUUUCCCCAGGAGCGAACGGGAGAUCUGUAUGUACUCGUCCUUCAGCACUGGAGGAUCAGAGGAGUCCGGAACCAGCGCGGAGACCAGCGACGAGACGCGGCUGCCGUUCCGGCGCGGCGUCGCGCUGCUGGAGAGCGGCUGCGUGGACAACGUGCUGCAAGUCGGGUUUCACCUCAGCGGCACAGUCAGAGAACCUGCAACGUCCUCGGAGCCCGAGCAGCUCUGCAACGUGAGCGUGAGCUUCGACCGCUGCAAGAUCACGGCCGUCACCUGCAGCUGCGGCAACAAGGACAUCUUCUACUGCGCGCACGUGGUGGCGCUCUCUUUGUACCGAGUACGGAAGCCCGAGCAGGUCAAACUGCGCCUGCCCAUCUCAGAGACUCUUUUCCAGAUGAACAGAGACCAGCUGCAGAAGUUCGUGCAGUACCUGAUCACCGUGCAUCACACCGAGGUUCUGCCCACGGCGCAGAAACUGGCGGACGAGAUUCUGUCACAGAACUCAGAGAUCAACCAGGUUCAUGGAGCUCCAGAUCCGACGGCGGGCGCCAGCGUGGACGACGACAACUGCUGGCAUCUGGACGAGGAGCAGGUUCAGGAACAGGUCAAACUCUUCCUCUCGCAGGGCGGGUACCACGGCUCGGGGAAGCAGCUCAACUUACUGUUCAGCAAGGUGAGGGAGAUGCUGAAGAUGAGGGACUCCAACGGAGCGCGCAUGCUGACGCUGAUCACGGAGCAGUUCAUGGGAGACCCCAGACUGGCUCUGUGGAGGCAGCAAGGGACCACCAUGACGGACAAAUACAGGCAGCUGUGGGACGAGCUAGGUGCCCUGUGGAUGUGCGUGGUGCUGAACCCUCACUACAAACCCGAGCAGAAGGGUUUCUGGCUCCGUCAGCUUCGCCGGUGGAACGGCGUGGACGUGUGCCCCUUGGAGGACGGUAACCAUGGCAGCGAGCUGACCAAUCUGACCAACGCUCUGCCUCAGGGUCCCGCCGGCAACCCAGAUUCAGUGACCCGGCCUCACCGGACGGUCUUCACACGGGCGAUCGAGGCGUGCGACCUUCACUGGCAGGACCCGCACCUCCAGCACAUCAUCACCAGGGACCAAUACACCAACUACUGCUACCACGACCACCUGGACAGCUCGCUGUUUGACGCCCGAGGGUGGCCUCUGUGGCACGAGCACGUACCGACGGCGUGCGCCAGAGUGGACGCUCUCAGAUCACACGGUUACCCAAAGGAAGCACUCAGGCUUGCCAUCGCCAUCAUCAACACUCUGAGGAGGCAGCAGCAGAAACAGAUGGAGUUCUUCAGAGCUCACAAGAAAGAGCUGCUCCACAAAGGAAUAACAUCCAUUACGAACCUGGAGGGCUGGGUGGGUCACCCUCUGGACCCCAUUGGGACCCUGUUCAGCACCCUGAUGGAGACGGGGCGAGGCGGCGAGGACGGAGCCAACGCACUGCUCGACUUCUCAGGCUCCCAGGGUUCAGGCCGGAGGGCGGAGCUUCCUGUUUGCCCAGCGCAGCAGCGUUUCCUGGAGGACGGCGAGUCGUUCGUGUCCCUGGCGGUGGAGACGGCUCUAAUCGGUUUGGGGCAGCAGCGUGUGAUGCCGGACGGACUCUACGCUCAGGAGAAGGUCUGCCGGAACGAAGAGCAGCUCCUCGCCCGGCUUCAGGAAGUCGAUUUAGACGACACUUUGGUGAAGAUCUUCCGGAAACAAGCGACUUUUCUGCUAGAGGCGGGUCCUUACAGCGGUCUGGGGGAGUUACUCCACAGAGAGAGCGUCCCCAUGCACACGUUUGCCAAGUAUCUCUUCACCUCCCUGCUACCUCACGACGCCGAGCUGGCGUACAAAAUUGCACUGAGGGCCAUACGGUUGCCGGUCCUGGAGACCACGUCCCCCUCCUCCGACCUGACCCGGCCUCACCACAUCGUGUCCGUGGUUCCAAACCGGCUCCCUCGCUGGUUCACUCUCAGCCACAUUGAGACCCAACAGUGUGAGCUGGCCUCCACCAUGCUCACUGCAGCUAAAGGUGAUGCUUGCACGCUCCAAACAGUGUUAGAGUCCAUCCAAAAGAACAUCCACUCUGCCUCCCACAUCUUCAAACUGGCCCAGGACGCGUUCAAGAUCGCCACUCUGAUGGACAGCCUGCCCGACAUCACGCUGCUCAAAGUCUCCCUGGAGCUGGGUCUUCAGGUGAUGAGGAUGACGCUGUCUACCUUGAACUGGCGGAGGAGAGAGAUGGUGCGAUGGCUCGUCACUUGUGCCACAGAGGCUGGUGUCUUUGCACUGGACAGCAUCAUGCAGAGCUGGUACACCCUCUUCACCCCCACUGAAGCCACCAGCGUCGUGGCGAGCACCGUCAUGUCCAACAGCACCAUCGUCCGCCUCCACCUCGACUGCCAUCAGCAGGAGAACCUGGCCAACUCCGCCCGGACCCUGGCCCUGCAGUGUGCCAUGAAGGACCCCCAGAACUGUGCCCUGUCAGCGCUGACUCUCUGCGAGAAGGACCACAUUGCCUUCGAGACGGCCUAUCAGAUUGUACUGGACGCAGCCUCGACGGGAAUGAACUACACACAGCUGUUUACAAUAGCACGCUACAUGGAGCACCGCGGCUAUCCCAUGAGGGCUUACAAAUUAGCGACGUUAGCAAUGACUCACUUGAACCUCAGCUACAACCAAGACACACACCCCGCCAUCAACGACGUGCUCUGGGCGUGCGCUCUCAGUCACUCACUGGGGAAGAAUGAACUGGCGUCCGUCAUCCCCCUGGUGGUGAAGAGUGUGAAAUGCGCCACAGUGUUGUCGGAUAUUUUACGGCGGUGCACGUUAACGACGCCGGGGAUGGUGGCGUUGCACAGCCGCAGGAACUCUGGGAAGCUAAUGCCUCUGGAUAAGGCUCCCCUCAGGCAGCUACUGGACGCCACGAUCGGGGCUUACAUCAACACGACGCACUCUCGGCUGACGCACAUCAGCCCGCGCCAUUACAGCGAGUUCAUCGAGUUCCUCAGUAAAGCCAGAGAGACGUUUCUGAUGGCGCACGACGGACCCAUCCAGUUCACACAGUUCAUAGACAACCUGAAACAGAUAUACAAGGGCAAGAAGAAACUCAUGAUGCUCGUUCGAGAGAGAUUUGGCUGACGGAGGAUUAAAUGACCAAAUCGCCCUUUUUUACUUGAGUCUCCUUUUUUUUAUCCUCUCUGACUUGAAGUGAAAAUACUCCGAAAGCAACGUUCAUGCAAAUCUUAUUCCGAGGGUUUGGCGCUAGAGGGGCCAAAUGUGAUAACGAACACACUUUCCUGAAGGCAACGUAUUAAACUGUGAUGGAACAAAAGUCACUCAAUCACAAGAAAUAUGACGUUCAAUGAGAUUCUUUGACUGUUGAGUUUGUAAUACGACUGAAGCCUAUUCCACCAGUAAAGAAAAGAAGAAUUAAUAGUUAGAAUUAUGCUAAAAGUCAAAACUAAAAGAUAGAAUGUCAUAAUUAAAAGACAAAAAAUCCAUAUUUUGAGACACAUGAAAAUUUGAGAGAAAGUCAAAAAUUAUGGGAUAAAAAGUCGUAAUAAUUUGAUUUUUUUUGAAGUAUUUCAUAUAUACAUGAUGAUAUUCUAGUGCAAACAUGCAAAGGUUUUGCAGCUCUGUGCAGUUUGCUCUUGUUUUGCAUCUGAUUGCAGAGAUGAGCUGUCUGCAUCCCCACUCCCUGCUGUGCAGAGCUGCGCGGUGCACUCUCAUCCUGACAGAGCUCCAAUCUAUCCACAUAUAGAUGAUGAGCUGGAUCGGGAGGGGACACUAGCACACGUUGACGUUGAGUAAUGACAUCUGUGAUAUAACUUUCAGCGCUCUUAACAAAGCUUCUUCUCUGGAGAAGCUUGAUAAAAUUAAAAUUAAACACUAGUGCGUAACAGCUCUGGAUCAUCUCGAAAGCAUUAGGAGUUAAAAGUCAAAACUAAAAGAAAGAGGCAAUAUUUUUAGAUUUACAUGUUUAAAUUUUGAGACGCAUCGAAAUUUAAGUCAAAAUUAUGAGAUAAAAUGUCACUGAGUUAAAAGUCAAAGCUAAAAGAUAGAAUGUCAUAAUUAAAAGAUUAAAAAAAAACAAUAUUCUGAGAUUAAAACAUUUAAAUUUUGAGACGCAUCGAAAUUUCAGAGAAAGUCAAAAUUAUGAGAUAAAAAGUCUUAAUAAUUUGAUUUAAAAACAAGUGUUUGAUACAGUAUAUAAUCACAAGAUAAAAAGUUGAAACAAUGAGGUAGUUAUUCAAAAUGCAUAGCUUAAAUUUAACAUUUAAAUUGGUAGCAUUAGUGCCCCAAACUUCAAAGAGUUAGGGAGCAUCAGCCAAAAUUUUAGAGAGCAAUUGGGGGUAAGAAACAGUCAUAUCACAACAAUUAUUUGUGCUCAUUGCAGAGAUUAAAUUCCAAGAGCGUAUGCAAAAAAAUGCUAUUUCAAGCCCUGUAAUGCAACAUUGAUCUUCUUAUCUUAUAAUUUAGACUUUCUUAUCUCAUCAUAAAGACUUAAGAUGAACUUUUUUUCCCAUAACUAUCCAGGAUACGUUUUGCUUCUUUAAUUUACUGGCAGGAAUGGGCUUCCAUGCAUUAAUACUGGACUGCCUGAGAUAAUAGGAUUGAGAUGUGAGAUGUGUUUAAGGGUCAUUUUCCUCCCUGAAAAGUUUGGGGACUUGAAGAAAAAAGGAAACACUGCAAACUACAAAAGUAACAGCUGGUAUUGAUGUGUAUAAAACCAUUACGUUGCUGAAGGAGAAAA